This is a messenger RNA of Cercospora beticola, 3674 nucleotides long. RefSeq lists its product as uncharacterized. Gene Ontology annotation, biological process: regulation of DNA-templated transcription. Gene Ontology annotation, cellular component: Set3 complex; Rpd3L-Expanded complex. The record is from RefSeq and is a predicted model, not a curated record. Lineage: Eukaryota; Fungi; Ascomycota; Dothideomycetes; Mycosphaerellales; Mycosphaerellaceae.
UGCCUUCCAUCCUUCUUUCCUCUCCUCUUGCACCUGCCAGUCAGCGCUCGCUGCCCACACCACUCUCUCACCAUUCUCUUCUGCGCACCUUGCUUGCCGACGCGAACACGCACCCGCCGUCUCAUUCUUCUGACUCUCAACAGUACUGUCGCCGCACCCACACCAUCUCCACCGCCGCACCACCGCCGCUUCCACCCUCACCCAAAGCGCAGCCGGAUUGGGAGGCCCGCUCCACGACUCGAUUUUCUCGCGCCAUCCUUCUCAUGACCCAUCGUCCGUCCGUUGUCGAGACCGCGCACCACACCACACCGCAAACGCUGCGCAGCACUGUUCUGCCCUACGAUCUGAGCGUCGACCGUGGCGGUACAGUCAUGCGACGCCAAAUUGACCUCCUUCCCGUCACCUAACCCACACGCGCCCUCCUACAGACGAGAUAGCAUGACAGACGCCCACUUCUCUGUCAAGCCUGUCAACGGUCACGACCUUUCUCACCACAUCACUCCGCUCCAUCCCGUGUCGCACCAGCAGCGUUAUCAUGUGCCCCUGGUCAAUGGCGACCCCGAGGACGACGGCCAGAUCAGCUGUAUCUGUGGCUUCGCAGACGACGACGGCUGGACGGUCGCGUGCGACAAAUGCAACCGGUGGCAGCACCAGUCCUGCUACUACCCGCAAUUCGACGAGCGACAGUUGCCAGAGCAUCUACAGCACUACUGUGUCGAAUGCGAGCCUCGGGAUGUCGACGUCCUUGCCGCGCGGCGUCACCAACUUGCCAAACGCGAGCCCAGUGAGCCGCUCACAAACGGCAUCAAGCGGGCAGCAUCAAAGAGCCACAAGAAGAAGGUCAAAGAACCAGCACCUGCAUACACAAACGGAUGGCCGAUUGACAAACUGAGAAACGACCGCAACAGUGCCGGCCCACGCGAUCAGCAGCCGCCGGCCAAGCGACCCAAGACGAGCCAUCGCACUUCAGACUCGACCACCACUACUACUACCACCACCACCAAAGGCCACUCACGGAAGCGCAACGCAUCCACCGCCAAUCACCGACGGAGCCUCUCACGGUCGCCCGAGACACCCAUCGAGCGCUACUCGGAUCAUUUCCUCCAAAGUUAUGCCGACGAUGAAUGGUCGGUGACUGACAAUAAUCUACACGAUUCGAUUCAAGUCACCAACUCGCUUUCUGAGUGGGUCGAAAUGCAUGAAGAGGACUUCGAGGAAGAACACGGGCAAAUCAAGGGCGAAGCUCUGAUGAGAUACGACGAUGACCUCGACAACAUGCCAGGCAAAGCGCAACUUGUCAUUGUUGAGCGGCAGGACGACGAUGUCUUACAUCGCGGUCAACCCGUCAAGUGGAAAACGGUCACAGUUCAAGAGCCAUUGCCCACGGGUGCUUACAUUGGCGAACUCAAAGGACGUAUUUGCUUCAAGAAGGAGUAUCAGCAGGACUCUUCAAACCGCUGGGCGGAGAUGCGUCAUCCUGAGCCAUUCGUAUUCUUCCUCCCGAAGCUACCCAUCGUCCUGGAUGCCCGUACCGAGGGCACCGACCUGCGAUUCGUGAGACGGAGCUGUUACCCCAACGCACGGCUACAGGUCCUGAUCACUGGUAAGGCCGACUACCACUUCUGCUUCUUGUCCAGCCGAGAAAUUCAGCCAGGCGAAGAGAUCUCCAUCGCCUGGGAGACCACAGAGGGCAUGCCGCACCUGAUGAAGCCGAACUUGACACAGGACGAGCUGGAACACUUCUCGACAUGGGUCUCCACAGUUCUGGCCAACUGCGGCCCUUGCGCGUGUGGUAUGCCGGUGGAAGAUCUCGACCAACACGGCGCUUGCUACAUGGCCCGCUUCGACAGACGUCUUGGACCUGGUGACGAGCGGCCGGCGAAAGCACCAAAAGCCAAGAAGCGGAAAAAUGGACAGCACAUAUCGCCAUUGCAUACGCAUUCUGUAAACAGCCGCUCCGGAAGCGAAGCAAGAAAGAUAGAUCCUGACGAUGAUGGCACUGACUCGCGCUCCGCGUCUGGUUCGGCUGGCCGAGGGUCUGCGAGUCGCGACAUUACACCCAACACGCAUUACUCUACCAAUGGCACUGGCAUGCCAGAACUCUCGGAGCGAGAGAAGAAGAAGCUGGCCAAAGAAGAAGAGAUGUUCCGACGGCAAGAGGAAGAGAGCAUGGGCAAGGCAAAGAAGAAGCGCACCAGUGAUGGCUCAAAUUUGAACACACCGAGUGCGACAGCUUCGAAGCAGCUCGGCUUUCCUCCCAAUGGAUCGUCAAAGAACUCUGACACUGCCACAUCACGGCAGACAUCUGUCAAAGCUGCAGGCGGCCGCAAGACGAAGACGCAAAAGUCUAUCACGAAGCCUCCCAGUCGCGUGGUCAAGCGACCACGACCAGUCUACGUUGAUGCUGUCACCCAGUGUGACUUAGACCAAGAGGAGGCCGAACGUCGAGCACCAAUCCCGUCCGCACGGAAACCGUUCAAGUCCUUGCGUCAGACUUUACUAGAGCGAUGUGCACGGAACAAUCGUGCCAUUCUGUCGUCUGCGCCGUCCAGUCCUGUCUCACUGCAGAAGAGCCCCCGACAAGAAGAUGCAAUGGACAUUGAUCGGGACACUCUGCGCGAUCGUUCGUCACCAGUGCCUGUUGAGCGGCCGCGGUCGGCCAGCUCCGGGCCCAGGGCUGACAGCGGACCCGUCGAAGACGCAGAGAUGCCUGACGCCGGGGACGAAGCCGAACCGAAGCAGGAGCCGCCUUCGGAUCUCGCUGCAACGUCCAAUGCCAUCGCGGACGAUGUUGGACAACUACACAAGAAGUCGAGUCCAGUCGAGCCGUCGCCAGCCCCACCAUGGCCUGCGAAGUCUUCGCCUGGAUCUGCAGCAUCCGAACAGACCUCGUCAAAGCCAGCGGGCAUGCGUCUCGACAUGCCUCCGCCUUCGGCAAACCCAUUCAGCUCGUCGUCGGCUACGUCUCCUGCUGGUGGUCCAACAACUGGCAGCGGUUACAUCGCCCAGUCGCCCGCAAGCAUGACACCUGGCUCAAUUUUUCCUCCCAGCGUUGCAGCCGCUGUCGCUCCCAGCCCAGCAAAGAAGAAGCUGAGCCUGAGCGAUUAUACUCGGCGAAAGGCUAAGAAGGAGGAUUCGGAAUUGAGCCAUCGCGAGAGCAGUCCAGCUUCGUCAACUUCUGGCACUGUAGUGCCGCCACUACAGCCAUCUUCCGCGCUCGAAGCACGUGCAGCGGAGGGCACUGCCAUAGAAGAAGACAUCAAGAUGGAAGAGGCGGUUGCGGGGCCGGCGACAGCGGAAAGUGCGCCUCCGACAGUAACGGCGGCCUGAAUAGAGAGCACUCUCACGAAAAGAUGUCUGUUUGAUCUGUGUCCGGUUUAGCGUGGCGCGUGGUGGGAUGGGCUUCUCUACUAUUCACGAUUCAAGAAAUGACGAUGCAAGAAGAUGCAUGCUAGAGUAUUUGAGGAAGAAGGGCUUUUUUGGAACGGAUGGAUUUUACGACAAGACGGAAUCAUGAUGUGUCGCCCACCUGAUGCUGGGGAUGCAACAAGGUGUGGCUUGACUCUUCUGUACUUUAUACCUGACCCACUGCGAGGCAGCUGGCUUUUCUCUUGAGUAGCAUACUUAGUCCACGAGAUGCGAACAGAAGAAACUGAACCAAUGAAAUUUUGAAC